AUGGCAUACUUAGUCGCCCGUACCCACGAUGCCGUUACGGGUGAGUUCCAUUCCCAAUUCACCCUAGCGGCAAAUCUUGUGGACAUGAAAAACACGUUCUGGUCCCUUAUAACAGCAAGAGUAGAAGGAACCAUUUGCUCCAAAGAACCGGAUGGAUCAUGGGUCCCCGAGAACCUUCCCCCAGGUCGAAGCGAAAAGUGGCCCUCACUUGUUCUAGAAGUUGGGGUCUCUGAGUCGAAGAAGAAGCUCCGAGCAGACGCCGACUGGUGGCUUGCGAACUCCGACGGACAAGUUCAUGUUGUGAUAAUCAUAUCGAUCAAUCGGACUGUGGCUAGGGUCACAUUUGAAACCAUUGUGCUUGAGCAGCCACCAACAUAUAUGCCCAACGGUCAGCGUCGGUACCGGACAGAGAUCCGCCAGUCAAUUGUGGUCUCCCGCGCACAGGGUGGCCCAGGCCAACCGAUUACUACGGUGCCCAAUACCUCACCACUCAUAAUUACCUUGGAAGAGGUGCUCUGCCGCCCCCCAAAUGCCCCGGAGACCGACCCACUGAUUCCUAUUUCCUCCCUAGAGAGGAUUGCAAGUGCUGCAUGGCGUUGGCAAGGCCUCUGA
This is a messenger RNA of Penicillium verrucosum, 612 nucleotides long. RefSeq lists its product as uncharacterized. The coding region runs from base 1 to 612 and encodes 203 amino acids. The record is from RefSeq and is a predicted model, not a curated record. Lineage: Eukaryota; Fungi; Ascomycota; Eurotiomycetes; Eurotiales; Aspergillaceae. The transcript has a single exon.